AUGGUGAAAGCACAAAUCCGCCGCCGAAAUUUCCCGAAGAGAAUACAAAAUCGCAGCCGGAAUCUAAAAACGCCAGCGAAUCCGAAGGGGAAACCACAAGCAGCUUGCAGGAUACUGCACCUGCUGGAAGUGAUAGAGAAGCUUUGUUUGAUAGAUCCGAAAGAGAUAUUGGUAGCGAUUCUGAUUGGGACGAUUGCUUUUGGGACUAAAUGUUGGGUAUCGGCCUACAAGCCUUGCAGUAACCUCACUGCUGGAUUGCGUAGCAGCAAUCAAUCUACUAUCCAUCAUAACGCCUCCCCAGUCAAUUGCUCAACAUAUGCCCUGUGA
Molecule: messenger RNA, 327 nt
Organism: Pyricularia pennisetigena
Lineage: Eukaryota; Fungi; Ascomycota; Sordariomycetes; Magnaporthales; Pyriculariaceae
Exons: 1
Coding region: 1-327 (108 amino acids)
Source: RefSeq, a predicted model, not a curated record